AUGGCUACGAUUUUAGCCCUCGGUACCGUGAUGCUGGAUUCAUUUGGCCUUUCUGAUAUCAGAACAGAAACGUUGUUUGAGAUUGUAAAGUUCACUAUGUGGGAGCCUUUGGCAAUCCCUGCUAUCUCAAAAGUCAUUCUCAUCUUUCCCGUCGACUUGAUCCUGAUCUUGUCACAUGCCUUGGGCAAAAUAUUGCUCACUUACACUGACAUUUCAUCGGACAAAGGUAUCGAAAAGGCUACACUAGAAGCCUAA
This is a messenger RNA of Penicillium cataractarum, 255 nucleotides long. RefSeq lists its product as uncharacterized. The record is from RefSeq and is a predicted model, not a curated record. NCBI's taxonomy places the organism in Eukaryota, Fungi, Ascomycota, Eurotiomycetes, Eurotiales, Aspergillaceae. The coding region runs from base 1 to 255 and encodes 84 amino acids. The transcript has a single exon.